AUACAUGGAUUAUUCUUGUGCAUUGUUAAUAUCUUGAGACCUUGAAAGGGAGUACCCCAAAGCUAAGUCAAUUAGCACCAGACCAACCCCUGAGGGUUGUAAAUACCUAUUAUUAUCUCCAUAAACACAUCCUAGAACUGCUAAUGUGCUUCUUCAAGGAACUCUGCCACUACACAUUAAGCUAUAAUACACAUUGGAUCAAUAAAUUCUUAAAGCCACCAUUGAUUUAAUUUCCUAAACUAUUAGUGUUACAAGAAAGUAGUUUAUAAGAAUGUAGAGAAUCAUUCAACCUCUUAUUCAAUUCUUCACAAUUCAUCAUGUAAAAAAAUGAGCUUACAUUUAUUUUGAGUCCCUCACUUAACCAUUUUUGUGGUUCCUUGGUUUUGCUUUGUAGAUUUCAGAAAUGCACGAGAUUCUCUUACCAGUUUGUAGUGUAGUUGGUGGUGUAGUUAAGCUGCUCAACACGUAUCUGAAGGAUAAGCAGUCGAAGAAAGAGAAAGGCGGUGAUGGCGGCGGCAAAGUUAAGGGUAAAGGCAGAGAAGGCAAUGUUGAAGGGAAAGGUAAUAAGGUGAAGGAUAAGAUAGACAGAGGCUGCGGUGAUAACGGUGGUGGUGGCGGCAAAGGAAAGGGUAAAGGUGGAGAAGGCAAUGCUGAAGGGAAAGGUAAGAUGAACAGAGGCGAUGGUGGUGGCGGCAAAGGUAAGGGUAAAGGCGGAGAAGGCAAUGUUGAAGGGAAAGGUAAGGUGAAGGAUAAGAUAGACAGAGGCGGUGGUGAUAACGGUGGUGGUGGCGGCAAAGGUAAGGGUAAAGGCGGAGAAGGCAAUGCUGAAGGGAAACGUAAGGCGAAAGAUAAGAUAGACGGAGGCGGUGGUGGUGGCGGCAAAGGUAAGGGUAAAGGCGGAGCAGGCAAUGUUGAAGGGAAAGGUAAGGUGAAGGAUAAGAUAGACAGAGGUGGUGGUGAUAACGGUGGUGGUGGCGGCAAAGGUAAGGGUAAAGGCGGAGAAGGCAAUGUUGAAGGGAAAGGUAAGGUGAAAGAUAAGAUAGACGGAGGUGUUGGUGGUAACUAGGGGUGCCAAAUUUUUUUCGUUUUUUACUAAUGUUUGAACUCAAAUACUAACUUGAGUUAUCCCAAGAGAUUUCUCAGCCAAGACUCCUAAAGAUAUUACAGUGUGCUUCCUUAUUGUUUUUGGGUUUCACGUUGGAGAAGGGUAAAGCUGAUCAGAGCAAUUAGGUUUGUGCAAAAAUCGAACCGAUCGAUAAACUGAACUCAUAAAAAUGUUAUUGAAUUAUUGGUAUUGAGUUAUCGGGUUAACGGUUUUU
Messenger RNA from Capsicum annuum, 1319 nucleotides. RefSeq names its product putative glycine-rich cell wall structural protein 1. The record is from RefSeq and is a predicted model, not a curated record. Bases 404 to 1066 code for a protein of 220 amino acids. Lineage: Eukaryota; Viridiplantae; Streptophyta; Magnoliopsida; Solanales; Solanaceae. The transcript has 2 exons.